UCACCUCUUUCCUCCCUCAUCACAUCCAGCACAUCUGCGUGAACAUUUCGACUCCGAUGGAGGAAGCCGCACAAAGAUAAUCAUAAUUCUGGGCAGACCUGGUAAAUUCCCCUUUGCAGCUGCUUGCAGAAAUAUAGAGGAAGGAGUUUUACAGUAACAUACAUACAGAUCCUCCAAAGGCAAUACCAUCACUGGCUUCUGCUGCCGCCACAAAAUGCUGUUUACUCUUGGACUUCUCCUCCUUCUCACCCCAUUCCCCUCCUUUCAAACCACGACCAAUGAGAAGGGAAACUCAACAGGAAGUGAUAUGACCAAACCGAAUGCUGUUUUAACCCCUUCAAAACCAAAAAGCACUUCAACUCCUGCCAAACAGACUAUUCGCCCCACCCUAAAACCAAUCACAGUCAAUCAGACACCUUUGCCCACUCCAACCACCAACCAAAAACCUCCAACAGUCAAUGCUACAGUUGCAACCAAAAGCAAAGUCAGCCCAGGAGUAAUUCAAACCGCAGUAGUAAAGAUCCACACAGCCAGUGGCACCAUCAACAAAGACAAGCACACAGUUGCAGUCAAUCAGACAGUGUUAACAAAAUCGCCUUCAGGUAGUGAAGUGAAGGCUAAUAAAGACAAGCCUGUCCCCACUGGAGCUUCAAAUGUUCAUUCAGCAUCCACAAAGUCUGCCUCAGCCAGCAGCGCUAAGACCACCAAAGACAAGCUCCAACCUUCUGUCAAUCAGACUAUUUCAGUAAAAUCUCCUUCAACCAGUGAUGGGAAGAUUGCCAAAGACAAGCCUGCCUCCCCCAUAGUCCAAAAUGUUCCGUCAACAUCCACUAAGUCUGCUCCUGCCAGUGAUGCUACAACCACCAAAAACAAGCCUGUGACCUCUGUCAAUCAGACUGUUGUAGUUAAAUCUCCGUCCACUGUUGAGGUGAAACACUCCAAAGACAAACUUGUUGCCUCUGUCAAUCAGACUGUUGUAGUUAAAUCUCCCUCCACUGUUGAGGUGAAACACUCCAAAGACAAACCUGUAGCCUCUGUCAAUCAGACUGUUGUAGUUAAAUCUCCCUCCACUGUUGAAGUGAAACACUCCAAAGACAAACCUGUAGCCUCUGUCAAUCAGACUGCUGUAGUUAAAUCUCCCUCCACUGUUGAAGUGAAACACUCCAAAGACAAACCUGUAGCCUCUGUCAAUCAGACUGUUGUAGUUAAAUCUCCCUCCACUGUUGAGGUGAAACACUCCAAAGACAAACCUGUAGCCUCUGUCAAUCAGACUGUUGUAGUUAAAUCUCCCUCGACUGUUGAAGUGAAACACUCCAAAGACAAACCUGUAGCCUCUGUCAAUAAGACUGCUGUAGUUAAAUCUCCCUCCACUGUUGAGGUGAAACACUCCAAAGACAAACUUGUGGCCUCUGUCAAUCAGACUGUUGCAGUUAAACCUCCCCCCACUGUUGAAGUGAAAAACCCCAAAGACAUGCCGGCUGCUAAUGCAGUUCACACUCCUCUGUCAACACCAGCAAAGGCUGCUGCAGCAUCAGCAAGUGGCAAUGCAGCUGACAAAGUAAAGGUCACAGCUUCUGCUAAUCGGACCACUGUAACCAAGGCUCCCAUCAACACCAACACCACCCAAGAAAAGCCUGCCCCUUCACAACCCCUGAAGGUGGUGAUCAGUGAUGGCUGUGACUCAAACAAAGCCAAUGAGCGGGAGCUGAAGGUGAAGCCUGGCACGCCUCUGGUGAUGACGCAUAGGAUAAGCUUGAUGCCCGGUGGGUGCGAUGGGCGAUGUGAAACUGAGUUGGCUGCACUGAUUGGACGAGUGGCCCGACUGGAAAAAGAGAUGUCCCAGCUGAAAGAUAAUUGUCCAUGUUCUACAAAUUGUCCACAUGACUGUAGCGGAAAUGGGGAAUGUGAGAAGGGUAAAUGUAUCUGUCAUCAGGGGUUCGUGGGUCCAAACUGCAGUAAGUGUGCCCAAGGAAUCGAAUGUAACAAAAAAACUACCAAAGGUAAAGCCAAGGAAACAGUUGAGGCAGUGACCCUACAGAAAAUGGACCAGAAGAAAGAAACUGAAGCUAAAGAGUCUGACGGCAAACUGAAAGUGACCACUAUUGCUAAACUAGCUCCUGUUAAAACACAAGCACAACAAGAAGUUUCUGUCAAGAAAAUAACAACAAAAGGUUCCCCAAGUGUCACCAAGACCAGUCGCCCAACGGUUGCUCAAGCUCUCCUGAAACAUGAGGGAAGAAAGCAAGAAGAGGCCCGCAAAGGCAAAAUAGUCCUGGCCUCUAAAAAGGUUCUCCAAAAAACUGACCUCAAAAUUGUUAAGGUAGGAACUGCCAGUAAAAUGUACCGGAAACCUGACCAACUGAAAGAUGAGCCUCAAACCAAUGUAACUCAGGCUAAGGUCAAUAAAUUUAAUGUCACAGCUAAAAUUGUGACUAUUUUGUCCAAGAGCAUGGGAACAAACAAAACCAGAGCAGGGAAGGAGACCCUGGAACAGUCCACACUGGCUGAUAAGAAUGCAACUCAGUCAUCUGGACCUAAACAAAUCAAGACAAUUAAAGUAGAGAAUAUGAAUGUGCAAUCUAGUGUCAACAGAAACAAUGAAGCUGCAAUGGAGAAAGUUACACAGAGGAGUCAGUAUGUAGUGAAUGCAACCAUUGCUGCAACGACAGAUGAGGCCCGAGCUCUGCUAAACAAAACAGGUAUUCAUGGCCCUGGGAUGAGCAGGAGGGUAGGUGGAUCUGGAUUAGGCUCUGUGAAGAUUGUGAACAUCUCUUCCUCCAGUUUUACCCUCACAUGGUUAGCACCACAAAGGAUGUUCAAAAAUUUCUCUGUGAUCAGAAGAGAGCCUCGCACAGAGGGCGAUGAAGAUGACCAUGAGGACUUUGAAGAGGAACCUCUUAGAUUAGACAAGGCCUCUGUAGUUAAGAACCCAGCUGAGGUCCAGGUACAGACUGAGAGCCCAGAAACAUCUAUUUCCUCUGGUAAAAUUACUGGAUCAAGAGGUAAAACUGAAACCAAGAGGAUCUCCAUGGUGGUUCCUGGCAACGUACGCUCUGUGGAAUUCAGUAACCUCCGGGCUAACACGCGCUAUUCCCUGUACAUAUAUGGUACCAGUGCUGAGAGACAAUCAAAGAUGCACAGAGUUGUUGCAGUUACUGGUCCUGAGCCAGCCACAAAGAUGGUUUUCAGCAAUGUAACUGAGUCUUCUGUCACUGUGGCCUGGACCAAACCAAAGACCACAUUCACAGGCUUCAGGGUCACCUAUACCAACAUUAUCACAGGGGAGAGCCGUUUUGUUGUCAUGGACUAUCAGCAGUCUUAUAUCGUCUUGUCCAAGCUGUCUGCUGGAUCCUCCUACAUUAUUUCUGUAACUACAACACAAGGCAGAGGCCAGAGUGAUGCCCUCAUGUCCAUAAUCACCACAGUGCCCGCCCCUCCAACACAUCUACAAGUUGCCAAUGUGACAGACACCAAAGCUGUGCUGCAGUGGACACCCAGUCUGGGGAAAGUAGACCGCUUCAUUAUCAGCUAUGAGUCCUCCAAGACUCCUAAUGUGACAGUGACAGUGAUGCUGUCUGGUAACUCAGUAGAGCACCAGCUGAAAGGUCUGCAAAGAGGCACCUUGUACAGAGUCAAAGUACUGAGCCAGAAGGACAGUCUCCAGAGCAUGGCCAUCUCAACUACCUUUACCACAGCUAAUGUGGUUAAAGCCAGCGAGGUGGGCGCUCGCUCUGCAGUGAUAACUUGGAAACAUUUCGCUGUUGUCUAUCACAGCUACAGAGUGAUUUAUCAGAUGGCAGGGGGAGAGACAAGGGAAGUGAUCCUGGACUCAACGGUCACUGAGUAUAAGUUGACGGGGCUGUUGUCCAUGUCACGCUAUACAAUUCUGGUACAAGGCGAGAGAGAUGGACACUACACAUCUCUUGUGACAACAGAAUUCAUCACAGGAAAACUCCGAUUCCCUUUCCCAACUGAAUGCUCUCAGGAGCUGCUGAAUGGUGCUCUGCAGUCUGGGGAAGUGGACAUUUACCCACAAGGAAAAGAAGGACAAGCUGUCAGAGUCUACUGUGACAUGGAGACUGAUGGAGGUGGCUGGACGGUGUUUCAGAGGAGGAUGAAUGGAAAGACAGACUUCUACAGAACCUGGACUGAAUACAGAGCUGGCUUUGGAAACCUGAGUGAAGAGUUUUGGCUCGGAAAUGAACUUCUUCACAACCUGACCAGCAUCGGCCCUGUGAGUCUGAGAGUGGAUAUGAAAUCUGGAAAUGAAACAGCUUACGCUCAGUACGCCAACUUCUCUAUUGAUUCAGAGGGGAGGCACUAUAGUCUGACAGUGUCCGGCUACUCAGGCAUUGCAGGUGACUCUAUGAGGUAUCAUAACGGACGCCCAUUCUCAACCUGGGACAAGGAUGCUGAUCCUCUGGGGAUCCACUGUGCCAGGGCCUAUAUGGGAGGCUGGUGGUACAAGAACUGCUACAAGACCAACCUCAAUGGUCUUCAUGGCAUCAACAGCAAUAAUCAGGGAGUAGUGUGGAUAGACUGGAAAGGAAAAGACUCCUCCAUUCCGUUCACUGAGAUGAAGUUCCGACCAUCCCGGUUCUCUCCUGCAACUCAUGGCUAAGGAUUCACACCAAUCUCACAUCUGAUACAUGUGAUACAUAAGUCCAGAGGAGAGUGGACGUCACAGUUGCUGCAUGUCCCUUUCAAAGAGAAAUUGCAGGGGUCUCGACAGCUACAAUGACAGCUAUCACUACAUUUGAUUCAGUGUGUAUAAAUUAUACCUAAAGAGUGGAAAAUGAUUUGUAAUUGCAACUUUUGUAUAUGGUUCGCCUGUUCUGCCUGACCGGCUCAUUUCAACACAGGUUUGACUCUAAUGUCUUGCCAUGCCGUGGUACGCCACUCCACAACUACUGUAAUUAAUAUGCACUGUCUCACACCAUUGGAAUAAAUGUGGCUAUUGUGGGCCUGAAGGGUU
This is a messenger RNA of Solea solea (common sole), 4975 nucleotides long. RefSeq names its product tenascin XBa (gene tnxba). The record is from RefSeq and is a predicted model, not a curated record. NCBI's taxonomy places the organism in Eukaryota, Metazoa, Chordata, Actinopteri, Pleuronectiformes, Soleidae. The transcript is spliced from 15 exons. The coding region runs from base 215 to 4621 and encodes 1468 amino acids. Gene Ontology annotation, molecular function: protein binding.